This is a messenger RNA of Penicillium atrosanguineum, 1335 nucleotides long. RefSeq lists its product as uncharacterized. NCBI's taxonomy places the organism in Eukaryota, Fungi, Ascomycota, Eurotiomycetes, Eurotiales, Aspergillaceae. Bases 1 to 1335 code for a protein of 444 amino acids. The transcript has a single exon. The record is from RefSeq and is a predicted model, not a curated record.
AUGCUUGGCUUUAUUGUUUUGAUUAGCUUAGCCAAGCAGUCGCUUGCCCAGUCUGACUCGACCGCUCUCGAAGGAUGGCAGUUCAACGACAACUCACGCUCAAGUUGGGAUAUUCUCUGGACCUGUCUUUCAACAAUAUUUGCAUGUACAUGGACAGCGCUACAUCUGUCCGUUCCGAAACGAGAUCAAUCUGACACUGUGUACACCAUUGGGAAGCUUAUAGCCUGGAUCGGCGCUGUGCUCGCUCCAGAAUUAAUGGCUGGGAUUGCGGCUGAGGAGCGAUGGCGGGCGAGAGCCAUAGCAGCGCGCUGCAAUGCUGCAUUUUACAGGCUAUCUGAUAAGUCAAGCAAAUCGAAUUCUUCGCCCCUGAAGACUCUCAAUAUAGAGGAACAUAAUAUUGAACAGAGAGUUGACGGAGAAGGCACGUCACAUGUGGACGAAGAUACUUCAAAUCAGCAGAAAGAGGCCUCAACAAAAGAGGAGGUGCCUUCAAAUGAAGAUGAACCCACUUUACCCACUGUUCGUUGGUCUACUGUUCAGGGCUUUUGUCUGGCCAUGAAUGGUGUUCUUCUUCAGACUAAAGAUGGUUGGACCUAUCCAGUGCAACCAAACAAUGUUAUUCCAUUGAUUGAAGCCGGUGUUGUGAGCCCUCUCCACCUGAGAUCCCGCGAUAUCAAAGACCGCGCCAAAGCCGAUUCCUUUGCAAAAGGAUUUACCUUGCUGCAAAGCUUUUGGGUGACGUGUAACAUAAUUGCAAGACGGGCAUAUGAAUUGCCGAUCUCGCCACUUGAAUAUUCGACCGUGGCUUAUGUUGCCUGUGCUAUUGUUACUUAUGUAACAUGGUGGCAUAAGCCGAGAGACAUGACGACGCCAAUCCUCAUAUUCUUGCCAUAUGACAAAGAUGGUACGGACAUGCCACUCAAAAUCAGGAACACCUUGAAUGAAGGCCACGGAUCCUGGGCUCGUUUAACGCAGGGCGAUGUCGAGGACGAAAAUUCAGAAUUGAGACACCUGAUCAAAUCGACAAGAGCAGUGGGAACUCUUCUUAGUCUACCAUUUACCUCAGAAGGGCGGAAACUUCUGACUGAGACAUGUAAGCAGGGGUAUAGAGAUGGAAAAGAAGAAGAAGGACUGAGUGAUGACACAUCUCUCAAUAAUGGCAACCGCCAAGAUGAAGAAAAUCCUAGGCCAUCGCCUCCCAAUAGUAAGCCACAGGAACGCACCAGCAAGGCCAAAAACCCACAAGAGCCAGUGGCUUUGGCGGCUUACCUCAAUCUCACGCAUCUCUAUAUGUUUGUCGGACUACUUUUCUGUGGAGUACAUAUUGCUGCGUAA